Molecule: messenger RNA, 2079 nt
Organism: Ciona intestinalis (vase tunicate)
Lineage: Eukaryota; Metazoa; Chordata; Ascidiacea; Phlebobranchia; Cionidae
Product: testis-specific serine/threonine-protein kinase 3-like
Biological process (GO): intracellular signal transduction; microtubule cytoskeleton organization; protein phosphorylation
Cellular component (GO): cytoplasm
Molecular function (GO): ATP binding; tau-protein kinase activity
Source: RefSeq, a predicted model, not a curated record
CCUUGGUUGUAAUAACUUGUCGGCUAUUUAUUAACUUUUAGUUUUGCUGAGAAGCCAACAACACAACAACUGGGUGCUUAUACUUGUUAACAAACGACUUAACUACCCUAAGUAAAUGAUUCCAGUUAGUCAGGAAGUUUGUGUAUACGGCUACUCGCAGCUCGCACGACGCAGAAUGAAAAACAAGCAAACUUUUCUCGUAUUGGCCGUACAGACUAUGCACGAUAACUGGCGACGAGAUCACACCGUAGCGCCACUUCCUGUUGCUCUUUUCUCCCUGAAUCUGUGUAAUAAAAUACACCAGACAUGCUUACUACGGGAUGUAAUAUAAUACUGUAACAGAGUCGCUAAGAGUAUGUACGUAACUUUGAAAAAUACUUCGUAUAGCAAAGUGCUUCCGAUUGUAAAUUUAAAGUUACAACGGCUGGAAAGUGUCACCUAAAUUGUACAUGACGUUUCUGUCUUGCACAUGAGUGAAAAAAGCUUUCUGUACCGGCACUAUUCUGGGAAAUAUGAUCAAAUCGUCCUGCCCAACCCAGUGUCCCAUCCUUUACAGGCAUAAACACUGACGUAAUGUUUUGAACGUCACAAUAAAAUAUGGUACCCGCCACUGGAGUGUGACGAGACAGCUAGUAAUUGUUACGUUGCGGUAGAUUGGAUUUGGCACACAUUUGGGGAAUGUUUUUGUAAGCAAAGACAAAAAUGCAUAAAUGGGAAGAAUAAACAACUCUGUGGUCCCCAGCGACGAUGAAAUACUUAGUAAAAGAGGUUAUAAAUUGGACCGUGUUCUCGGAGAAGGCAGCUAUUCAAAAGUAAAGUCCGCGCUAUGGAAAAAACCUGGUAGUAACGAAACUUUGCAAGUUGCUAUCAAGAUAAUUAAUCGUACAACUGCCCCGCAAGACUUUAUUGAACGGUUUUGGCCGCGAGAACGAGAUUUAAUGGAAGUUUUGCAGCAUGAUAAUGUCAUUCAGAUGUUUGACAUAUUUUCUGAAGCCAACAAAAUUUACAUGUCGCUAGAAAGGGCGACACACGGAGACCUAUUAGAUUACGUCCAAUUAAAAGGUCGCCUUGGAGAACAAGAAACUCACAAGUAUUUUUCGGAGAUGUGUAAUGGUAUAAAGUACCUACACGGACUACAAAUCGUUCAUCGAGAUUUAAAAUGCGAAAAUAUGCUUCUAACUGCACAAAACUCGAUAAAAAUUGCCGAUUUUGGUUUCGCAAGAAAAAUGUCUAAAAGCGAAAUAAGUAAAACGUUUUGCGGCAGUGCAGCGUAUGCAGCUCCUGAAGUUCUAAGGGGAGUACCUUAUGAAGGAACUUCAUCUGAUAUCUGGAGCCUCGGGGUUAUUUUGUUUAUCAUGGCAUGCGCGCUUAUGCCGUUUCGGGACACCAGUCUUUCAAAAAUUCUGAAGGAUCAGAAAAAUACGCCCAAUUUCCCGGAAAAACAUAAACUCAAUAAGCGGUAUUGUCAUCUCGUUACCAAUAUACUAAGGUACGACUUGAAAAAAAGAUUUAGCCUACAAGAUAUAUUACAUCACGAUUGGCUGACAACUAUAUAUAACAAACCAAGGCCAGACCCGUCUGUUAGCUCAACAGAUUCAGGAAUUGAAAGCGACAGAUCUCUUUCUAUUAUAUCGUCAGAAUUAUCAGAACUAUGCCCAUCGUAACGAUUAAAAUCAACAGCAACAAAAGGGUUUUAAAUUUCUGAUUUAUUUUCAGUGUCUGAUGUUUCGGGUUUUUGCAAAUCUUUUAUUUCUGUCUUUUCCUCAAUGGAAGCAGGUAGUUUUUUGGGUGGAAUGACUUUUAAAAUAGCAGUUUUCCAAUCCUGUAGUUUUAGGUAUGCGAGAAGAAUUUCAAAAACUGCAAAGUAAUAAAAAUAUUGUUACAUUAAUAGUAGAAAGCAUGUAAGCUUAUGCCUAUUGUAGUAUAUAUAAAUUACUCUUUAACAGAGCGCAUAAUAUACAGUUUAACAACCUUUUUUGUGGCUGUGUACCAUCUUUUCUUACAGGUUACCAUGUAUGGUACAUUGUGGGUGAUUAGUUUUUGAUGAUUAUAAAGAAAAUAAAACUGUAAAUUUUCUAC